AUGGCUGGUCACGAUCAUGUACUUGCGGUGGACCCCGCGUUGGUCAAAUAUAGCAAUAUGUCGACCAAUCGCCACAAGUAUUUCCGAUGGACGGGUCGCACGGCCGCUAUUUCGUUUGUCUUUGCAGCGGUCAUUCCGAGUAUCGUUGGGUAUAUGGCUAUCAAGACUGAAGGAAAAUGGGAUAUGAGAGGAAAGCGCAGGGGUGAUACGAUUGCGGAAUUCUAGAUGGCGAUGAAAGGGGGGGAGAAGAGUAUGGGGCAAAGGUCGAAUGUGGGGAGUUGUACAUAUGUGGAGGGAGAUAUCAUGAGAGGCUAUGGAAUAAGAGAGAGCUAUGAAAUUGAGUUUGCAUUCUUCACCAUUGUCGUUUAAUGCAAGGACAUUUGAUAUGGGUAUUGAUUUUACUCGGAUUUUG
Molecule: messenger RNA, 412 nt
Organism: Botrytis deweyae
Lineage: Eukaryota; Fungi; Ascomycota; Leotiomycetes; Helotiales; Sclerotiniaceae
Exons: 4
Coding region: 1-225 (74 amino acids)
Source: RefSeq, a predicted model, not a curated record